This is a messenger RNA of Salvia splendens (bonfire salvia), 801 nucleotides long. RefSeq names its product disease resistance RPP13-like protein 4. The record is from RefSeq and is a predicted model, not a curated record. Lineage: Eukaryota; Viridiplantae; Streptophyta; Magnoliopsida; Lamiales; Lamiaceae. The coding region runs from base 1 to 801 and encodes 266 amino acids. The transcript has a single exon. Gene Ontology annotation, molecular function: ADP binding.
AUGGGCCGAAUUGGUAAGACCACUCUUGCCAGAAAUUUAUUUGAGAAUGCAAAUGUCAAGGAGCAUUUUGAUAUUCGUGCUUGGACUACAAUUUCUCAAACUUUUAGUGUUCUAGAAAAACUUAGAGAACUCUAUACUCUGGCAAGUGGGAUUUCACGUGAUCCAAGUGUAAAAAUGAGUGAUUCCAAGGAGAAUGCAAAAUUGAAUGAUGUGAGUGAGAUUGAAAAAUUGGAUGUGAACCAAUUGGGUGGGAAGUUAUACCAGUUUUUAUUUGGCGGGAGGUAUUUCAUAAUAAUGGAUGAUAUGUGGGGUAUAGAGGUUUGGGACAAGAUCAAGCUUUUCUUUCCUGAUAGUAAAAAUGGGAGUCGAAUAAUCGUAACAACUAGGGAGUUAGACUUGAGUGCUAUGUUGAAUGAGUCUUAUAGAGUUGGUGUGAAAUUUCUUGAUGAGGCUAGUAGUUGGGCAUUGUUUUGUAAGACCGUAUUUGGAAAAGAAAGUUGCCCACGUGAGUUGGAAAAUACCGGAAAGAAUAUUGUAGCAAAUUGUAAAGGGCUCCCUUUAUCAAUUGCUACUAUAGGAGGUCUCUUGCCAAAAUCUGAGCUUACAAGCGAACAUUGGAAGCUUAUAGAGCUAAAUUUGAAUUCAAAUGUGAUUGAUAGUAAUGAUGAUAUUUGCUUGAAAAUAUUGAGGAUGAGCUAUAUCUAUCGCAAUCACGAUGAAGCACGAUUGUCUCACAAUCUUAGAUUGUUGAGGACAUUCAAAACAUAUGCUGAAGAUUUUGGUACUAUCACUAAUCAUUAG